GCGCCAGAAGCGAACGGCGUCUCACUGUCUCGUGGGUCUGGAGGAGCUGAAGGCUCGUGGUCGUCUCUGCCGCCCUGUCCUCUGCAGCCUCCACGCGGGACAGGAACUCGGGCUCUUCUGUCAGCCCUGCGACCUGCCCGUCUGCGUGGAGUGUGCUGCCACGCUCCACCGUGACCACCGCUGUUGCCCCACGCGCGACGUCAUCGAUCGUCACGGCGACCGCAUCCGAGAGCUGGUCAGCAGAGACCUGAGGCCUCGCCUGGAGAGCCUGGAGGAGUCGCUACAGAUGGUGGAAAACUGUCAGGAAACCGUGCAGGCCCGUGUGGAGGCAACAGCCAAUGAGAUUCGAGCAUUUGCGUGUGGCUACGCUAGUGCCGUGGAAGCCCACUGCGUGUCCCUGCUGCGCCACCUGGAGGAGCUCCGCAUCCAGCGCAGGAACCACCUCCACCUGCAGAGGGCGCAGCUGCAGCAGGCGCUGCUGGACGUCCGGAGCGCCGUGGAGUUCUCGGAGCGCCUUCUGGGAUGCGGCUCCGACGCCGAGAUCCUCAGCGCCAAAGGAGUCACGCUCAGAAGACUCAGCAGUCUGGCAGACAGGAGCUACAACGGCCUGCCAGCAGCCGUCGCCCCCGACGACGGCAGCAGCAUCUGCUUUAUGCCCCGGGAACCGGCCGGGGAGGUGGAGGGCUUCCCGGUGGUGGGUGUGAUCAACACCAAGACGGUGGAUGUCAGCAGCUGCACGGUGGAAGGAACAGGUCUGUGGCAGGGCCGGGAGGGCGAGCAGGGCGGCUUCACCCUGGUGUGCAGAGACUCAGCCGGAGAGCAGAUGGCUCGAGGUGGAGAGCACGUGGUCGUCAGCAUCGUCCACAAGGAGAGAAAAGGCUGCUCUGUGGAAGCCUCGGUGACGGACCACAAAGAUGGAACAUACAGAGUUUUGUUCACCCCUGAGCAGGCGGGAGCGUACUCUGUGUGGGUUUGUGUCAAAGCCCAGCAUGUCAAGGGUUCUCCGUUCCUUCUGAACGUGAAGAGGAGGUUCCGGCAGCACAGCGGGACCUUUCACUGCUGCUCCUUCUGCUCCAGCGGGGGCGCCAAAGAGGCUCGCUGCGGAUGUCCAGGGUCCAUGCCAGGCGGGUUUAAAGGCUGCGGUCACGGCCAUAAAGGACACCCGGGGAAGCCUCACUGGUCCUGCUGUGGCAGCACCGUGGAGAAGUCCGAGUGUUUGCCUCAGUGCGUGCUGGACGCGGUUUCUCCCGGUGGUCACCUGCAAACCGUGGAGCUGUGAGGAGACGGCAGCUCGUGAAAGGUCGUCUUUCUGCACUUCUCUGCCUGUAGGGAAAGACGAGACGCUAAUCCAAGAGAAAAACAGCAGCUUUUUACACCGACGUCUGGGAGCCUGACUGAUCCUUAUUCUUAAGGUCUCCGCUUCCAGUCUGAUAGGAACUUCCUGUUUGAAUGACCUCUGUUGCAUGAUGGGAAAAGGGUUUUAGGAUGCUGAUGGUGGAUGAACUCGGGGUGCUGUGCCACAAGCAGAAACAGGCAGGAAGUAUGCAGCAGAUGAUAGAAGUGAGAUGGUCAAAAUGAGCUGGGAUUUGAUUCCUCACUGCUGUGGCCCAGCGGGAUGAUGUUAGCAGAUUCUCUGAAACGUUAUUCACCUUUAAGUGUGAAGGUGUGACCUCUCAGGCUAUGUCCAAACUCCCUCCAUAUUCCCUAAAUACUUAAAAAAAAAAAGAUAUGGUGUGAGACUACCCAGUCCCAACCCAACCACCCAAUGAACAUUCUGUUUUUAGUGAUUUAACAUGUUCCUGUAGCAUCUUCUCAUGAUGAAGGACAGAGAAGAGAGGUGAAUAACAUUUCUGUGUUUUCUUUAUUCAAAUUGUGGUGAAUCAGGAGCAUAAAAACACCCUUUAUUUUUACAAAAAAGUAACAAUUUUUACAACACAUCCUGUUUCCUCUAUACUUCAGCAAUGACAGGAAUGUGUAUGAUAUUCUAAACUAAGAAUUAUUCAAAUUUGAUUACAUUUGAAUGCUUUUUGUUAACAGAAAUGUUCUAGUUCUUUGAGAAUUGGUGCAUCUCAGUUAUGUUGUUUUCUCUGUUGAUGAAUUUUUGUAAUUCUGUCUUUUUAAAUAUUAAAGAACUUAUUUUAAAAUAAA
Molecule: messenger RNA, 2148 nt
Organism: Oryzias melastigma (Indian medaka)
Lineage: Eukaryota; Metazoa; Chordata; Actinopteri; Beloniformes; Adrianichthyidae
Gene: trim45
Product: tripartite motif containing 45
Biological process (GO): positive regulation of DNA-templated transcription
Cellular component (GO): chromatin; nucleoplasm
Molecular function (GO): protein binding; ubiquitin-protein transferase activity; zinc ion binding
Source: RefSeq, a predicted model, not a curated record